AAAGGCGAGGACGGUGGGGAACGUAUCUCCAUCCCCGGCUCGGCUACCAUUUCUUCGUCUUUCUUGCAAUGUCGUGUCCAAGGAAAGGGCCAAAACCGCCUUGCAACCCCGGAUCGAUCUAAUACCCUCGAUGGACUAUGUGCAUUGUGCAGUGCUUUUACUUUCUGGAUAAAUACUCAUCGUGCCAUAAAGGGAGAUGCGUUGGUCGCACAGGACCACAGUUUUUCUCCUAGUCUGGAUAGCCAGCUGUUCAGCACAGGGUCGAGGGAGCAAAAAAUACUCUUCUGAACAGACCUCUGUGGAAGAACUUCCAACAAGAAGUCAUAGGUUUAGUUCUGAAAAUAAUUCACAAUUGGAUGUAAAUGUACAUUCAAGAGCUAAUGGGAGGUCAAGGGAAUUCAGACAGGACACCAGAAGUACUAACAAUGCUGAAGUCCCAGUCAGAGGUGCAUCAAGAGUAACGGAUACCCCUAAAGAACCUCAAAGAGGAACUCAAAGAGUCACAGAAAGGGAGUUUCGCUCAAGGACCCAAUCCUCAACUGAGAGCCCAAAAUUUAGUUCUGAAAAUGCUCAAAGAAGUAGAACACAAAAUGAAGGAACUCCACUGCCGUCGCAUUCGAGAAACAGUUUUCCUUCCAGGAAUAAUAGAAAUGAUGCUAGUCAAUCUAGAGCAGGGUAUUCUAGGCAACAAGAAAGGAUAACAUCAAGAAACAUUCAGACUGAUUCAACCGAUAGUGGAACGGCAAGACAAGAAACUAGGACAAGAGGCAGAAGUUUAAAUUUUGAUGUUGAUAAAGAAACUUCAAACAAUAUCCCCGAAAUCAGUUCUAAUAGCAGAAGGCGGAAUGAAUCAUCACAGUCACAGUCUAGAGGAAGAACACAUUAUGAUUCUACUAUAAAUUCUAGUAGAUCCCGUGGAAGCUUGACUCCUGCAAGAAGCAGCAGACUUAGUGCAACAAGCACAGAGCAGAAUGAAGCUUUGAAAAAUUACCAUGGUAGACAGCCAAUAAGAUCCAGAAAUUCUGAAAUAACUCAUUCUCCAAGAACGAUAAAUAAUAGGAAUUCAUCUUCAAAAGAGAGUUCUCAUGUUCAUAGUAAAGAAGCUGUAAUAGACAGCAAGGAAGAAACGAAAACUGAAAAUGUGAAACAAGAAGAGUUACAAAGCAGUAAGUCACUAACAGAAGAGUCAUCUCAAGAAGUAGACUCUGUAGAAAAAGAUGAACCCAGCCUGGCGAAGAAUUUCAGAGGGCAUGCUCGAGGCACUUCUGAAAACAGAAGAUCUAAAAUAUCAAAGUCUGAAAUAAAUAGCAGGAAUGAACCAACAGAAGCUCCUACUUCCGCUCGAUUCCGUAGUAAAGAAAUUGGAAAUGAUUUUAAAAAAGAAAAUAAAAAUGAAGUUUUUCAACAAAAAGAGUUACAGAGUGAAGUAAACAGUAAAUCACUAACAGAAGAGUCAACUGAAAAGGUUGACACUGUGGAAAAUGAACCCACGCCAGCAAAAAAUCUCAGAGGGAGCUCUCGAGGCACUUCUGAAUUCCAUAGAAGAUCCAAAACUUUAAAGUCUGAGAUAAGAAGCAGGAAUGAACCAACAGACGCUCCCACUUCUGCUCGAUUCCGUAGUAGAGAAAUUGUAAAAGAUUUUAAAGAAGAAAAUAAAAAUGAAGUCAUUCGACAAGAAGAGUUACAAAGUGGAGUAAACAGUAAAUCAUUGACAGUAGAUUCUGCAACUCAAAAUAGUGCUUCUACAGAAGAGCAUAAACCAAGGCAAUCCAAAAAUUUUAGAGGCAGUUCCAGAAGCUCAUCAGAAUACAACAGAAGAUUCAAAUCAUCAAAAUCUGAGUUAAAUAUUAAGAGUACAGAAGCAGAAGCUUCUACUUCUUCACAAAAUCAUAGUAAAGAAGUAAAAGAAAUCAAGGAAGAAAGGAAAACUGAAAUAGUUAAACAAGAAGAGUUUCAAAGUGAAACAGAUACUAAAUCUAUGUCAGUAGACUCAGCAACACAGAUGAGCAUCACUGUUGAACAACAAAAACCCAAUCUGUCAAAGAAUUAUAGAGGGAGCGCCAGAGGUCCACCACAACACAACCGAAGACUCAAAGCAUCAAAGUCUGAAACAUCCAGCCAAAGUUUGCACAGUGAAGAAAUAGCAGAUGAUGAUAAUUAUCCGGAUAUUUAUAAACAGUUGAAAAAAGCUGGCAAUGGACCUAAAGAAAUUUUGGCUUUGCUAAAAGCAAGAACUGAGGCACGGAAAAAUUCAAAAACACAACAACAAUCAAUCACACUGAAUCAAAACAUUUCCAACACGGACACAUCAAAGAACGAUUUUGUAGAGUUUCACGAAACACCAGAAUCGACAACCGAAGGAGUAGCAGGUCUAUCUUUUUCCCAAAAUCAUGGUCAAAGCACUAGAACACAAACACAACAAGAAAAUGUUCAAAGUAGGGCAACAUUACAUAAUGAAAAGAUAAGUUUGAAAAGAAAUACAACCAGAGGAUAUCAUGUUCCUAUAAACAGAGCUAGGACUGAGGAGCCGACACGUGCAGUGCCGGCUUCAAGAACCAGGACAUUUCCCAGCAGACAACAUGAUACAGAAACAGCAUAUAAAAACAAUUUAAGAAAAGAAAAUAACAACGAUUCUAAAACUGAUGUCUAUAACCACUCUAGGCGUUUCAAACCAAGGGCAGAAGUUGAAAAUCCAGAAAAAUACAAAAGAACUGAAAAACUAGUUAGUUACCAAAGGAGAAAAACUACAGAAUCUCCCACGGAAGUUCCUGUAACGUUGAGAAAUGAACAUAGGAAUAAUGUUCAUAGGUAUACUGCUAGGAAGGAAAAAUUUAAUUCAAGAACUGUUGAUUCAUUUACUGCAAGAAAUUUUAAAAUAGCACAAACAGCUAAGCCUUAUGUACAAGAGGUGUUACCAAAAAUUCCACAUUUAGAUGAUGAAGAACUUUUGGAACAAGUAGAACAAAAAAAUUCUGAACCUACCACAAUCAAGGUAGAAAAUUUGCCUGAUGUUAAGGUAAGCGAUGAAAACUUCAACUCUGUACAUGAUGAUUCUUCUCGAACUGAAAAAACUAUAAUUAAAAAUAACCGAGGGAAAAUUGGCAUUCAGGAUUAUUUUGAAGAAAGAAAUGUGAAUUUAAGAACAGAAAGCCCUUGGAGAAAUCUACCGAAAUCCACUUAUGUACCAAGAAAUAGAGACAAAGAAUUUGAAAAGUUCAAAGCGAGAACUGAACAAAGUGUGGUUACUACUACAAAAAAAAUGCCAAUUAAGCUGAGGUAUCACUUGUACGAUAGGAAUCUGGUUGUAAAUAAGAUAAAGAGUUUUACUACUGUAAUACCAGAAAUUGGAACAAGGCAUGAUGAGGAACAAAAAGAAUUUAAAAAUAAAGACAUCCAGCCCAACUCUAAAUCUUUCAUUCCACCUAAGAAAACAUACAAAAGGACAACAACGACUCCGGUCCCAUUAUCAAGAUACCGGUCAAGAAAAGAAUCGCUGAAUAAGAACCUGAAAAAUCCAGAGGUUCUACAUUUAGACAAUUCAGAAAAAUAUAGAAGAACAAUAGGAAAGGAAGAUGGUGAAUAUUAUGAUAAUGAAUUUAAUGGUUUGAGUGUGGAUUCUUUAGUAUCUGAAUCAGAGGAUUCCUUAGUUUCAACAGAGCCACAGGACUAUGUUACAAAAUCAACAACAAAUGCGCCCAAAUAUAGAGAUAGUUUCAUUCAAAAGGUGCCGCCAAAAAGGAAAGGAAAUAAUGCGACACCUAGAACUCAGACUACUUUUACUUUUCCUCCGCUUGAACUUUUUUCAAUAUUUGACGAUACAACAACUCCUUCUGUACCUACAACAGAAGAAGUCUCCAAAUCAAUGGAAACUCCGUAUAAAAUCUUAGCAACUGAAGAAUCAUUUGUAAGCACAUCUGAAAAAGGCUAUACAGCAUUAAACGACCUCACAACUUUGUCAAACCCAACCCAACCACCUACUACUAUAAACCCUACUUUUCUGGAAUCGACUACUAUUGUAGAACCACCAUUAAAAAAGAACGUCAUAACUACAAUUAAACCUACAAUAAAUAAGGACCCAGACCCAAUUACUUUGCAAAAGGUUUCAUUGAGUGACUUACUAAUUCCGACUCUGCUUCCUGUUAUAAAUUUGACUACAAAUAAAGAAGACACAACUGUAGUUUUAACCACAGAUCCUGAACUAAUUACUGUUUCCACUACAGUUUCGAUUCCAACAACAACAACUACUACAACAACUACUACUACAACUACUACUUCUACUACUACUACUAAACGUCCUACACCAAAAUCAAAACCCAAACCAAAACGAACCACAAAAGCUGUUGUUAAAACUGAACCAACUAAACAACCAACUGUUACAUCAACCAAAAAGGCAACAAGUAAACGAAUGGUACCAACACUUUCAACAACCUCUACUACCACUACAACAGUUAAAACAUCACUAGCUACUGAAGCACCAACAUCUAAAGCACUUACAAAAGAACCGUUAAGAAGUACAAAGGCUGUAGAAACAAAUCCCCCAGUAGAAGUCACUUAUGCACCUAAAACAACAACGACUUCAAAGCCUACUACUCAAAAAGUAAUAACGUUAUUGUCUGUUUUGGCCAUUUUGGCACAGAAUUUUACGACACAGAAGCCGACAACUUUUAUGAAUUCAAACACGGCGAAUAUUUUAACAACGCCCUUGCCUGUUACUACUCCUUCAGCUGUCACGCUGACAACCGAAACAUCGACACCAAAUACAACCAAUUUUGUUGUUUAUGGCCUAUUGCCAAAUAACAAUUUAGUAAGAAAAGUAGUCAGAACAACUGCGGCUCCUGUAGAUGUGCCUUUUAUAAUUUAUGGCCUCUAUCCAAAUGGAACUAUUGUAAGAAGAUUUCCAAACGGGACUAUUUUACCUGAAGAAACACCAGAAGAUGAUAACGAAGUUGUUGCAAGUAUUGAACCUGGAAACAAAGAACAUUUAGAAAUGGUGGUUAAAAAAGACAGCCCGCUCUCCUACUUGUAUCCUCCAGGAUACAGACCAAAAUCGACUACCCGUUUGAUCCCAGUAACAUCAACAACACCGCAGAGUACAUUUUCAACAUUGUCUUUAUCACAGUCUGGGAUACAAAGGGCUAACAUGCCAUCAUUACCUUAUUCAGCUGUCCCAAGAGAGGAAACAGAAAAAAUUGUAACAAUAGAUAAAAAACCGACCACACCUUCUCUAUUAAGAUCAGAUACGAGUCUGAAAGCAACUACAAAACCAACUACUACUAAACUAGUACUGAUUACUACUUCAAAACCGAAAAGUCAAACAUCGACAGUAUCAUCUACAAGUUCUACUGAAUCUACUACAUUUGGAGGAACAACUGCUGCCAAACCCACUGCAAAAAUGACAGCAAAGCCAACACCAAAGCCAACAACAAAACCAACUGCAAAACCGGCACCAAAACCUACAACAAAACCAACACCCAAACCGACACCAAAGCCCACAGUAAAACCAACACCAAAACAAACUGCAAAACCAACAACAAAACCCACACCGAAGCCAACAACAAAACCCACACCAAAACAGACACCAAAGCCCACAACAAAACCCACACCAAAACCUACUACAAAAUCAACACCAAAACCAACACCAAAACCCACACCAAAAACUACUACAAAAUCAACCACAAAACCAACACCAAAACCUACUACAAAAUCAACCACAAAACCAACCACAAAACCAACCACAAAACCAACACCAAAACCUACUACAAAAUCAACAACAAAACCCACACCAAAACCAACAACUAAGAAUCCACCUAAGACUUCAACAACACAAAAAGUGACUACUUCUACUCCUAAGCCUGUAGUCGUGUCUAGUACUGAGACAACAUCAAUGUUAGAUGAUUCUCUCAUUGUGAAAUCAGCAGCAUCAACGACAGUAAAACCCAAGCCAUCAUCUUCACCUUCGUCUAAACCAAAAUCUAAAUCUAAAAAACAAACAACAAGCCCACCAAAACCAACCACCCAGAAAAUGAACGAUUGGACAAGCCUGCAGGAUACUGCACUUUUGUACAGCCUUAACCCAGAUUUUAGUAGCACAUCUAAUCUCCCGUCGAUUCUAGAUACACAAGAUAUUGCAAACAAGGUAAUACAACUGGCUAUACAAAGGGCACAACAAACAACUCAAAAGUCAGAAAACACAAAAGGUACAACUACACCAAAACCAACGUCUGCACCGAAGGCAACGACAUCCAAAAAAACCACCUCAACACCUCAAACAUCUCCAACUUCUAAACCUAGUACAACAACUGAGGCAAUUGCAUCUUUGUUAACUGCAAAUACAGAACAGGUGAACAGUACAGAUGUGGCAAACACGAAUAAGACUGGGAAGAUAUCCCUUUGGGUAUUGCCUUCAGAAGAGUCUAUACCAUCUUCUGCAGAACUUGACGAUAUCAAGUUAACUGGUAAUGAUGUGGAUAUUUUAAAUGCACUUCUCUCUUCACCAAAAGCAACCACCAACAAUUUGUCUUCUAAUGAACAACUCUUACUUGCUGAAAUUGUGAAUUCAACGCGUCCACCUACAAAUAAAAAGAAAAAGAAGAAGCCUAAAACUACAACUACACCACCACCUCCAUUCCCCAUAUUGAGAGCAAUUUUUGGACGAGUUAGGGGAAAUCCACGCUUUUUUCAAAGGGGUGGGUGGUUUCAGCAACUCAACACAAAUCGGAUCGUUUCUACAGAGACGUCGAUACCAAGUAUUGAUGGAGGUCUUUUCCAAGCCAAUAGUGACAUAAGCCCCUUAAACGCUGAGAGCUCAACUAUUGGGCUUCUUAGCGUUUCACCGGAUUUGGCGUUCCCAAACGAUGAUCCUCCAAGAGGGGAAAAUCAAAAUGGUUUGGUUGGAGCAGCCAUUAGUGUAACUAGAGCAGUUUCUCAGUUUAUGGGCUAUGUUAUUCAGGGUGCUACACAAUCUUUUCAAAACUAUUUACAAAGCAGGACAAGGGCGCUAUCUCAAGCUUUGUCUUUUCCACCACCAGCCUAAAACGAAACCUUGUUAAUUUAACAAAUCAAUUAUUAUUUAUGUUAUAACAUGUAAAUAUAAUGUAUAAAAUGACUAAGGAGUGCGAUAGAAUAAGUUAACAUAGUGUACAUAUAAUAAAUUGUCAUCACAUUUUGAACUUAGCACAGGCUUUGUUUGGAAUAAUGAUCUACUUCGAGCUUACAUCGUCAUGUCAGUUUUGAGCAUAAUAUUUAACAAUUCAUCAUUUAAUAUAAUUCAAGACGAAAUAUAAUAUGUUAAAUAAUUUAUGCUUAACUAUUUAAUGUGAGCAGAUUAGAAGGUGCAAUAUCACACAUGAUAUUCUAGCAGAUAACAAAUAACCCUUAUAUCAUGCAAUAUAUUUUCAUGAAAAGUGAAAUUUCAUGCACAUAUCUAAGUCAUAUAUCUAAGUAAUUUUAUUUGAAAAAAACAACAACUAAAUAACAUAAAAUAAAAUAUAAAAAAAAGAAGAAUGCAUUUUUAAUUAUGUCAGUUGCUACCAAGAUCAAUUUUAAACCGUUAUUACUUUGUAUAUUUAUAUAUUAUUUCCAU
Cimex lectularius (bed bug) is the source of this 7582-nucleotide messenger RNA. Its product is annotated as mucin-5AC-like. Lineage: Eukaryota; Metazoa; Arthropoda; Insecta; Hemiptera; Cimicidae. The transcript is spliced from 23 exons. The record is from RefSeq and is a predicted model, not a curated record. The coding region runs from base 197 to 7033 and encodes 2278 amino acids.